Messenger RNA from Betta splendens (Siamese fighting fish), 446 nucleotides. It is a transcript of the gene rpl39, whose product is annotated as ribosomal protein L39. Gene Ontology annotation, biological process: translation. The coding region runs from base 151 to 306 and encodes 51 amino acids. Gene Ontology annotation, molecular function: structural constituent of ribosome. Gene Ontology annotation, cellular component: ribosome; cytosolic large ribosomal subunit. Lineage: Eukaryota; Metazoa; Chordata; Actinopteri; Anabantiformes; Osphronemidae. The record is from RefSeq and is a predicted model, not a curated record. The transcript is spliced from 3 exons.
UCACCAGCUAUGCUUUAACACGUCCACUAGGCGUCGUAGUCUGUAAACAGCGCCAUAUGUUUGGCCGACGCUGAUUGGAUAAAAGUAUCCUACGUCACUACCGUCUUUCUCUUUGACCACCGCCAUAGUGGGGAAAGGACUGUGGCCAAAAUGUCGUCCCACAAGACAUUCAAGAUUAAGCGUUUCCUCGCCAAGAAGCAGAAACAGAACAGGCCGAUUCCUCAGUGGAUCAGAAUGAAGACCGGCAACAAGAUCAGGUACAACUCCAAGAGGAGACACUGGAGGAGGACUAAGCUUGGCCUGUAAACAUGAGUGUUCCUGGAUCCCAGCAUCUCAACAUCUAAAGGGCCUGACCACAGAGAGGGAGCCGUUAUUAGGAGCACCGUGUAUUUUGUACAGAUGCUCAUGUUUGACAAUAAAAGAUCUGUGAUCAAACUUGAAAUAAA